Sarcophilus harrisii (Tasmanian devil) is the source of this 1243-nucleotide messenger RNA. RefSeq names its product olfactory receptor 14A16-like. Gene Ontology annotation, cellular component: membrane. NCBI's taxonomy places the organism in Eukaryota, Metazoa, Chordata, Mammalia, Dasyuromorphia, Dasyuridae. The transcript has a single exon. Gene Ontology annotation, biological process: G protein-coupled receptor signaling pathway. The record is from RefSeq and is a predicted model, not a curated record. Bases 238 to 1086 code for a protein of 282 amino acids. Gene Ontology annotation, molecular function: odorant binding; G protein-coupled receptor activity; olfactory receptor activity.
UCUAAGAUCUAAGAUCUAGACUCUCUGAUACACUUUCAAUUCCUCAUUUAGCAAAUGAGCAAGGCCACAGAGCCUUGUGAUGUCUGGCACACUGAGUGUUCCCAUCAUUUAAUAAUUGUUUCUUUUUUCUGUGCAGACAAUCAAGAGAACUCCCAGAACAUGGCAAACUUCAGCAUAGUAACAGGAUUCCUGCUGAUGGACUUUUCUGACAUCUGAGAACUGCAAGUCUUAUAUGCCAUGCUCUUCUUACUGAUCUAUUUGGUGUCUCUGAUGGGGAAUCUGCUCAUUUUCACCCUCAUCUCCCUUGAUGAACAUCUCCAAUCCCCCAUGUACUUCUUCCUGAAGAACCUGUCCUUUUUAGAUCUUUGCUUUAUUUCUACCACACUCCCUAAAUCUAUCACAAACUCUCUGAGCCAUAGCCAUUCCAUUUCUUUCACAGGAUGUGUAUUACAAUUCUUUUUAGUAAUUUCCUUUGCAGCAUCAGAGCUUUUUCUCCUCACAAUGAUGUCCUAUGACCGGUAUGUGGCCAUUUGCCAGCCCCUGCACUAUGAAGUCAUCAUGAUUAGAGAGACUUGUGUGAAGAUGGCAAUUGUUUCCUGGCUCAGUGGAGGUUUGUUUGGGACUCUGUACUCAGCUAGUACAUUCACUUUGUCUUUCUGUAGGUUCAAGGAGAUCCACCAAUUCUUCUGUGACUUUCCUUCAUUAUUCAAACUCUCCUGCUCCAAUAUACAUAUUGGAGUAGAUGUGACUUUAGCUAUUGGGGUUACUUUAGGAAUUCUGUGCUUUAUUUCCAUAGCUACCUCUUAUGGUCCCAUAUUCUCAACUGUGCUGAAGAUUCCAACUACAGAGGGUAAGUCAAAAGCCUUCUCCACUUGCUUACCCCACCUCAUUGUUCUCAUUGUUUUUAUUACAACAGGUAUCACAGUUUAUCUAAAGCCACCUCAGGAAUCUAACUCUGUUCUGGAUCCAUUGUUUUCUAUAUUCUACACAGUAGUGCCCCCAACCCUGAAUCCUAUAAUCUAUAGCCUAAGGAACAAGGACAUCAAGAUUUCCCUGAGGAAGCUAAUAGCCUGGAAACACUUCUAAUGGGGAUAAACAUUAAGGUCUCCAUGAUUAUACUAUUGCUUUAUUUUUUUCAUGGAAAUUAAAAAAAAAAAAUCAGUCAUGGCCUUUCUGGUCUUACUGAAUAGAAAUCUUUCUUGUUUGUCUAUGUCAAGAUCACUAGUUUUUAAUUAAUAAUUUU